GCUCCCGUUCAAAGACCAUUCCGCUCUCUCUCUUUCCACUCUUUGUCUCUCUACUACUACUCCCUCUCUCUCUACACCAUUUGAACCAGAAGCGUCAGCCCCUUCUUUAUUCUCUUUCUCUCUCUAGUUUGCCUGCAAGCGAACAUUUUCCGAACUUUCACGCUAGUACUCUGGCUCUAUCAGCUUUAGUUCUCUUGAAAUGAUCGAGAAAACUAGGGUUUGUGGAGUAUUAUUUUCUCUGGUAAUGGCCUGAGUGUGUCUCUGGUUCCAGUAUGGCUUCUAGUGCUUUAAGAAACGGCACCUCUAAAGCGCCCUUGAAAGUUGAACGGCCUUUAUCGGUGAAUUCGGCAAUAAAGACUUCGAAUCGACAAAAAGCUUCUCAGCCAUCGCCUUCUGGCACAAGAAGAACCAUUUCAGGUUCGCUUGCUGGUCCUGGGAACAAGGAUGACGGUGCAGUUUCUGCUAGAGUCAGGGUAGCUGUACGGUUGCGACCACGCAAUGCAGAAGAAUUGGUCGCCGAUGCUGAUUUUGCAGAUUGCGUUGAACUACAGCCGGAGCUCAAACGCCUGAAAUUACGUAAAAAUAAUUGGGACUCUGACACCUAUCAGUUUGACGAAGUGCUUACUGAAUGUGCGUCUCAAAAGCGUGUAUAUGAAGUUGUGGCAAAGCCUGUUGUUGAGAGUGUCUUGGAGGGCUACAAUGGUACUGUUAUGGCUUAUGGACAGACCGGAACUGGAAAGACUUUUACACUUGGACGGCUUGGAGAGGAAGACACUGCUGCACGUGGGAUAAUGGUGCGGUCAAUGGAGGAUAUUUUUGCAGAUAUUUCACCUGACACCGACUCUGUUUCAGUCUCAUACAUGCAGCUUUAUAUGGAGACCAUCCAGGACCUCCUUGAUCCUGGAAAUGACAAUAUUGCCAUUGUGGAAGACCCCAAGACUGGAGAUGUUUCAGUUCCUGGUGCGAUUGUAGCUGAAAUAAGAGAUCAACAGAGUUUUGUGGAGCUCCUAAGGCUUGGGGAAGCACACCGAUUUGCAGCAAACACUAAAUUGAAUACCGAAUCUUCUCGUAGUCAUGCCAUUUUAAUGGUACAUGUCAGGCGGACUGUAAAGGGAAGGCCCUACAGAGAUCUACCUCUACCAACUGAGAAUGGGAAUGCCUCUCUCUUACAUAAAAGUUUCCAGGCACCUCUUGUAAGAAAGAGCAAACUAGUUGUUGUCGAUUUGGCAGGUUCAGAGCGCAUUGACAAAUCAGGAAGUGAAGGGCACACUCUAGAGGAAGCAAAGUCCAUUAAUCUGUCACUGAGUGCACUUGGGAAGUGCAUCAAUGCACUUGCCGAGAAUAGUCCCCAUGUGCCUACACGAGAUUCAAAGCUUACGAGGUUGCUCCGAGAUUCAUUUGGAGGUACUGCAAGAACUUCAUUGAUUGUUACCAUUGGUCCUUCACCACGCCAUAGAGGAGAGACAGCUAGUACUAUAAUGUUUGGUCAAAGGGCAAUGAAAGUGGAGAACAUGGUGAAACUUAAGGAAGAAUUUGAUUAUAAAAGCCUAUGCAGAAAACUGGAGAGAGAACUGGACAAAGUGCUAGCUGAAAAUGAGCGACAAAAGAAGUUUUUUGAGGAUGAGAUCGAGAAAAUAUCUAUUGAAGCACAAGAACGCAUAAGUAUGGCUGAAAGGAAGUACGCGGAUUCUUUGGAGUGUGAAAGAUUGAAGUAUCAGAAGGAGUAUAUGGAAGCAAUCAGGAAACUUGAGGAACAGUGGAAAAUUAAUCAGCAAAAACUAAGUAAUGGCAGACUUGAAAAGGAAGCCAAAGACAAGGGCAUAGAUGAGACUCGUGUGCAGGAGGCAGCAGGUUUGUCUGCUUCUGACGAUGUUGUGGAGCUCAAAAAGUUGCUUCAGAAGGAAAUUCAGUUGAGACAAGCUGCUGAUCAGGAGAUCAAUGAUCUAAAAAGUCAAUUGGUGCAACCGAAAAAAUUAGAGACUGCAGACAAUGUUGAGUUUUUGAAACUUGGUAAGAUGCUGGAAGAUGAAGCUCGUCAAAAACAAAAGCUUGAAGAGGAGAUACAAGUACUAAAGAAUCAAUUGUUGCAAAUGAGUUUUGAAGCUGAUGAGACAAGGCGGAGUCUUGAUAGAGGAGGUUCUGGUAAGAUUUUUACUGGCAUAGAUGCCCUUAUGGCCGCAGUUAAGCAUCCAUACACUAAAGAUUCAGGGAAUGGGCAGAAAGCAUCCAUCGCGAAACUCUUUGAGCAAGUGGGACUGCAAAAGAUCUUAUCCUUGCUCGAAUCAGAGGAUCCUGAUGUGCGGAUUCAUGCAGUGAAAGUGGUUGCUAACCUUGCAGCAGAAGAAGCAAAUCAGGAGAGGAUUGUGGAUGCUGGUGGGCUCACUUCCUUGUUGAUGCUCCUGAGAAGCUCAGAGGAUGAGACAAUCCGCAGGGUUGCAGCGGGUGCAGUUGCCAACCUUGCAAUGAAUGAAACUAACCAGGAACUCAUAAUGGAUCAAGGGGGCAUAAGUUUAUUAUCAGCGACAGCAGCUGAGGCUGAGGAUCCUCAAACUCUUCGGAUGGUAGCGGGAGCCAUUGCAAAUUUAUGUGGAAAUGACAAGUUACAAACAAAGCUGAGAGGUGAAGGUGGUAUAAAGGCAUUGUUGGGAAUGGUCAGAUGUGCGCAUCCUGACGUACUUGCCCAAGUGGCUCGUGGUAUUGCGAACUUUGCGAAAUGUGAGUCAAGGGCGUCUACUCAAGAUAUGUGUGCUACAGGGACUAAAAGUGGGAGGUCGUUACUAAUCGAUGAUGGGGCGCUCCCUUGGAUUGUGCAAAAUGCAAACAAUGAAGCCUCUCCAAUCAGGCGCCAUAUUGAGCUUGCACUCUGCCACCUGGCACAACAUGAAGUGAAUGCUAAGGAUAUGAUAGCUGGAGGUGCGCUAUGGGAGCUUGUAAGAAUUUCAAGAGAGUGUUCAAGAGAGGAUAUAAGGACUCUAGCGCGUCGAACUCUAACUUCAAGCCCCACUUUCCAAACAGAAUUGAGGCGAUUACGCAUAGAGUGUUGAUAGGCAGCAAGUUUUGGUAUGACAAAUAUUGCCCUUGCAUAUAGCCAUGUUUGCUAGGCUACUUUGCUUAGUUAUUAAAAAGAAAAGGGAAAAAAGGGAGGCGCCAUUUCGCUUGGCUUGAGCUGAAGAGGCUUCUUUAGAUAGGAAUAAAGAGGCCUGUGAUAAGCCGGGGGUGGUUUUUGGAGCCUUUGCCAGGUUGUGUAGUGGAAAGGGUCUUGUUUAUAAAGCUUUUUGCAGUUCGUUUCUGUGAUCUUAUGCUUUGGGAGUGGAAGUGUAAAAAUUAUUGGGCCCUUAUCCCUGUAUCUGAAAUGCAUCCUCUCGUCAAUUGAUAAGUUUGAGAACCUGUAUGAUGUUAUGAUGAUGUAGAAAUAUUGCUCUCUCU
Molecule: messenger RNA, 3426 nt
Organism: Amborella trichopoda
Lineage: Eukaryota; Viridiplantae; Streptophyta; Magnoliopsida; Amborellales; Amborellaceae
Product: kinesin-like protein KIN-UB
Biological process (GO): mitotic spindle assembly; microtubule-based movement; spindle elongation
Cellular component (GO): spindle microtubule; mitotic spindle
Molecular function (GO): plus-end-directed microtubule motor activity; ATP binding; microtubule binding
Source: RefSeq, a predicted model, not a curated record